Molecule: messenger RNA, 1707 nt
Organism: Ostrinia furnacalis (Asian corn borer)
Lineage: Eukaryota; Metazoa; Arthropoda; Insecta; Lepidoptera; Crambidae
Exons: 1
Coding region: 168-1400 (410 amino acids)
Molecular function (GO): zinc ion binding; nucleic acid binding
Source: RefSeq, a predicted model, not a curated record
CCGUUCACUCGAUCGGACGUGUCAGCGCUAUGAAAAUAAAUAUUUAAUUUAACUAUUCACUAGCAAAAUCGCGACCUACAUUAUCGAAACUCGGAAGUGUUUUAUCUGUGUCAUUUAUUUCUAAUUGAACACUGAACUUAUAAUGAUUUGUGUAUCGACUUGAUAAUAUGGAAGGAAGUCCCUUCAACCGGAGCGCGCUCACGCAGCGCAGCCCUCCGCCCACGCCCACGCGGCACGCGCCGCCCGCCGCCCCCGCCGAGCACGUCAUGGAACCACUCGAAGUGGUGGCCACUUCAGAACUCCAGAACUGGAUGAAGAGCAUCGAGCAGUGCCUGAAUGAGGUGUGCAUAAUCUCAUCGGAAGGAAAACUCAACACUGACCAGAAACUGAGGAUUAGUAACCUGUGCAGAAGGGUGAGCCAUGGAACAUCCCAAAUGGCCGUGCAAUACCAGUCGCUAAAGCAAAAGGCCAUUCAAGCUCAUAGCAACAUACAGGUCCUUAAAGAAAAUCAAGACGUUUCACAGCAACUUCAAGACCUCAAAAAAAGCAUAGAAGUGACCUCAAAACCUAUCUCGGGAGCGUUUUCCUUUGCUGAAAUGGUUAAAAAGAGUCCUGUCAAUUUUAUUCAGCCCAAAAACUUCAGUUCUGUGGCGAUUUACCCGAAUGAUAAAAUGAAGUCAAGCGAGGAAACCAAGUCCCUAGUGCAAAAAAUAAUUAAGCCCGAAGAAAUGAAAUUGCACGUGAGAGGUCUACGGAAAACUAGAGAUGGCGGCGUUAUCAUCAGCACCAACUCAAAAGACGACAUCGAGAAGAUAAAGCAGUCAACGCAAUUAAGAACAUCUGGCCUCAUCAUAGACGAGACGAAGAAACGGAAGCCUAGGAUUAUAGUACUGGGAGUUCCUGCUUCCAUGGAUGAAACUGAGGUAUUUAAAUGCAUAUACCAUCAAAACCUAGCCGACAAACUUCAAAAUACGUCACUGGAAGCGUUCAUGUCCUCUAUUAAGCUAAGCCAUAAAUCAGGGAGGAAAGACACCGAAACCUGUAAUUAUGUAAUUGAAGUCACAGCUCAAAUACGGAAGACCUUGAUAGCAAAUGACAGAGUUUUUGUGAACUGGUCAUCGUGCCCUGUUAGAGACUUUACCCUAGUGACAAGGUGCUACAAGUGUCAGCAGUAUGGACACGCUGCUAAGACCUGUCGUGAAGCUAAUAUCACUUGCGGCCACUGCGGAGAAGUGGGUCACGCAUUAAAGGAUUGCAAGAAAAAGGAUGAGCCCUCAAAAUGUGCGACCUGCUUGCACUUCAAAAAGCCCAACAAUCACAAGACAGGUGACGCUGAAUGCCCUGCUAAGAAGCUAGCAGAAAAUAGAUAUAUUAACACCAUAGAUUACGAAGGCGCUUAAGAGCGCCCCCUGCGAGUUUAUGUUUGUCUUGAUGUCAGUUUUAUCAUUAGCUAAUUUACUACCUAGAUUGUUUAAAUUAACUUUUACCAUUAGUACCUACUAGUAGUUAACUCCAUAAUUAAUCACAGAGCUGUCCCACUAACCUUUUAUCAAAUUUACCUUAAAAAACCCGAAUUGCAUUUAUAUCUAGAGUAAAAAAUAAAUAACUUGUAUGAUUUCUGCAACAUUGACUGUGACCCAGUUUAUUAUUUUUGUUUACGCAGACACUGUAUGUUGGAUGUUUUUAAUAAAUUAUGUAGAACAAGCA